This is a messenger RNA of Schistosoma margrebowiei, 526 nucleotides long. Lineage: Eukaryota; Metazoa; Platyhelminthes; Trematoda; Strigeidida; Schistosomatidae. The record is from the annotation of a GenBank genome assembly.
CGUAACUCAUCGUAUUAGAAUGGUUUGCUCAAAUGUGACAUCGUAACUUUCCUAGUAAGAAUGAAUACUUAAUGAUAUUCAUUAACAAACACAUGAAUAAGAUGAAAAGAAGGACAAGAUUACCUACCGUACCGAAGAAAGUACUAUUCUUAAAAUUACAGUUUUUAAAUAUUGCUACCAAAGAAAUUGUUAUUCAAAAGUUAAGAAAGGAAGUACAGAAAACAUUUACUGCAACCCAAAUUAAAUACCGUUUUCUACAAGCGCCUCAUAAAAAAACCGUCAAUAAAGACAAACUGUUUGAAUUCGCCACAUACAUGUGUAUUCAUCAGUUCAAACGCUCCAGUGGAGCUAGUUAUAUAGUGCGUACAAUUCGGUCAUUUCAGUCAUCGCAUAGCAGAACACCAUCCGUCUUGGUUGAACAAAAGAUAGGUAGAAGUGAUUUAGAGUUAUAUUCUCGCUCACUUGAUGGAUACAGGUCAUCAAGUUAACUUGAAUAAAGCUUUUAAGGUUAUCCAUCAUAUGCCAA